Ceutorhynchus assimilis (cabbage seed weevil) is the source of this 1342-nucleotide messenger RNA. The record is from the annotation of a GenBank genome assembly. Lineage: Eukaryota; Metazoa; Arthropoda; Insecta; Coleoptera; Curculionidae.
GUUAGAUUUGUUUACAUUUUUAAAAGGGCCAAAGACUGAGACUGAAAACUAGAUAGGGCUCAAAUCCAAAGCAGGUGUAGGGUGUAGACAGAAGACAAAGUCGUCACAGAACUAGAAGCUCUUCCUGUUAAUAAAAUGAGUGUAAUCAAAAAAGAUACCAGCAAUGUAAGCCCCAAGAAGAAAAAUAUUGAGGAAGAUGCAUCAGAUGCCAAUUUCCGUACCCUAAGCAUACUAUCAUAUUUUAUAGUACUAGUCCUUCUAGGAGUGCCAAUUUGGUGGUACACAACUAGAGUCUAUAGAGCAUCGCUGCCCCUAGACGAAAUUAACAGCCUCCAGCUAAAAUCAAAAAACUCUAGUGAUUUUGGUCUCCCCCUAAGCCUCGAUUAUGACAUCCUAAUAAGUUUCAUCCAUCCGGAUCCACAAACAAUAAACAUCCAAGCUAAUGCCCGAGAAAUUGACCAUUAUUUGCAACACUUCUUGAAAAAAAUAUCCCUAGUGACUGAUUUCAUUGUGAAAUCCCAAUGGUUGUAUUUAACAGAACUCGGUGCUAAACCCAGGAAAGUUAUGGACCAUUUUGCUUUGUUAGAAAACCAAUUACCACACGUAAUAACGCCUUUGGAAACCAAACUUUGGUCUCACGUUUCUCCAAGACCAAGCAUUCAUUUGGUUGUAUAUUUCCCCCAUUGUCAAGCUCCUUUGUAUAUUUACAAUUCCCAAAAUCAAAUGACUUCGACUAACACUUUUAUAAGUCCUAGAUGGGGCGGGAUAUAUCUUAUGAAUCCUGAUAAAAACGCUUGUAAAUUAGGUAGUUUCAAAGCUGAUUCAUUACUAAUUGCUUCAACAUUUCAAGAAAUUCUAAAAGAAUUGUUUAAAGUUGGGAAUUUGAAAGAAUUUACUUUAAAUAAGAUUGAAGAAAUGCUUGAAUCGUCUAAAAGAACUUUGAAGUCUUUGGCUCAAUUGUUGUCUGAAAUCAAUAGUAUUGUCAUAAGCGACAAGGUAGCUGAUAAAAUUAAAUUAGCCCUGGAAAGUGUGGGAAAAGCUGAAAAGGCACUAGCAAUGGGCCAUGGAAAAGAGGCUUUGGAUCAUGCUAAAUUAGCUUUUAAAAAUUCUGAAGAAGCUUUCGGAGAUCCUUCCUUACUUGCUUUGCUGUACUUCCCAGAUGAUCAGAAAUAUGCAAUCUACAUUCCAUUAUUUUUACCAGUGAUGAUUCCAGUUAUUAUGUCGUUGAUUCAAAUAAGAAAGCAACUAGGAAGCAAAAAUGCUGAUAAAACCAAAAUAGAUUAGUUCGUUUAUUUUAAUUUAAUAGUUUUUGUGAUAUGUGAUUUUUUUUAAAUUAAACAAC